This is a messenger RNA of Arachis stenosperma, 1657 nucleotides long. RefSeq names its product auxin transporter-like protein 1. Bases 166 to 1602 code for a protein of 478 amino acids. The record is from RefSeq and is a predicted model, not a curated record. Lineage: Eukaryota; Viridiplantae; Streptophyta; Magnoliopsida; Fabales; Fabaceae. Gene Ontology annotation, cellular component: plasma membrane. The transcript is spliced from 9 exons.
GGGUUUAGUUGUUACCAUGAAUAUAUGCCCAUUGAAAAUGCCAGCUUCUCUGCACAUAACACCCCGCAUUUAACACACCUCUCUCAAAAGAAGCAGAAAAUAAGGGUUCUAUUUAAGACUCUUCCAAUUGUGGCAGAAGGAAACAGAGACAGAUCUUAGAAGAAAAUGGAAUCGAAGAAGCAAGCGGAAGAAGCCAUAAUGGCGGCAGCGGAGAGCGGUGAUGUCGGAGACGGAGACAAAGAGAUCAAUUCAAAGUUAAGCUUGAAAUCCGCUCUCUGGCACGGUGGCUCUGCCUAUGAUGCAUGGUUCAGCUGUUCCUCAAAUCAGGUCGCACAGGUUCUGUUAACGCUUCCAUACUCAUUCUCGCAAUUGGGAAUGGUUUCGGGGAUCAUAUUCCAAGUGUUCUAUGGAUUUCUUGGAAGCUGGACCGCUUAUUUGAUUAGCAUUCUCUACAUCGAGUACAGAAGCCGCAAGGAGAAAGAGAAUGUUAGCUUCAAAAACCAUGUCAUUCAGUGGUUUGAAGUGUUGGAAGGUUUAUUAGGACCAUCUUGGAAAGCAAUUGGAUUGGCCUUCAACUGCACUUUUCUUCUCUUUGGAUCUGUGAUUCAGCUUAUAGCUUGUGCAAGCAAUAUAUACUAUAUAAAUGAUAAAUUGGACAAGAGGACUUGGACCUACAUUUUCGGAGCUUGCUGUGCUACCACAGUGUUCAUACCAUCAUUCCAUAACUACAGGAUUUGGUCCUUCCUUGGCCUUGGCAUGACCACCUACACUGCUUGGUAUCUCACUAUUGCUUCCAUUGUUCAUGGCCAGGUAGAAAAUGUGACCCAUUCGGGCCCAUCCAAAAUGGUAUUGUAUUUCACAGGCGCCACAAACAUUCUCUACACUUUCGGCGGCCACGCCGUCACCGUGGAAAUCAUGCAUGCAAUGUGGAAGCCACAGAAGUUCAAAUAUAUCUAUCUUUAUGCAACUCUUUAUGUGUUCACCCUAACCCUACCAUCUGCCACUGCCGUUUACUGGGCCUUUGGUGAUCAACUCCUGGACCACUCCAACGCCUUCUCCCUCCUCCCCCGGAACGGUUGGCGCGACGCCGGAGUCAUCCUAAUGCUCAUUCACCAGUUCAUCACAUUUGGAUUUGCCUGUACGCCAUUGUACUUUGUGUGGGAAAAAGUGAUAGGGAUGCAUGACACAAAGAGCAUAUGUUUGAGGGCAUUAGCAAGGUUACCAGUGGUAAUACCAAUAUGGUUUCUGGCAAUAAUCUUCCCAUUCUUUGGGCCCAUAAACUCAGCUGUGGGUGCUCUCUUGGUCAGUUUCACUGUCUACAUCAUUCCUGCCUCUGCCCAUAUGCUCACUUUCAAGUCUGCCUCCUCUAGACAGAAUGCCGCAGAGAAAUUGCCAUGGUUCAUCCCUAAUUGGACAGUCAUGUACAUAGUCAACGCAUUUGUGGUAGUAUGGGUUUUUGUACUGGGCUUUGGGUUUGGAGGGUGGGCCAGCAUGACAAAUUUUAUCAAGCAAGUGGACACAUUUGGGCUUUUUGCCAAAUGUUAUCAAUGCCCACCAAAAAUCCUACCUUCCAAAAAUCAUACUAUUACUAUGUAUCACUAAGUUAAAAAACAUAGGACUAUAUUAUCCUAGCUAUAUAUCUUUUGAAUAAAUUUUC